UUGACACACGUGACCCUGCGUCUCCACCGCUAUAAAAGAGCAAAAGCUCAGAUUCCAGCAGACAUUUCAGAGCAGCCAGACGAUACUGAAACUCCAUCACAAAACCUCAGAUCCAAGAUGAAGGUCUGGUUCGUUCUGUUCCUGCUGCUGCCUCUCUGCAUGGCGGAUCAUUACAUUGAGUGCUACGGUGAGGACUUCCUGAUGGUGAGGAACAUGGUUCUGCAGUGCAGGAGUAAAGUUCCUCAGGCCUGCUACACCAGAGCAUCCGGAGAGAAAGGCUGCGUCAGCGAAGAAUUCUGUCAAAAGAAAGGCUGGAAAUGUUGUCAUGAAAACCGGUGCAACGCUUGAUCCUCACUGAGCACCAACUUCAUUUAUGCCUCAGUCAUCUUUGUUUUAAUUUUAUACUCUCUGACAUCAAUACGAUUUUAUAUUGUGACACCAAUGACUUCAAAAAAAUAAAAAAUAAAUAAAUAUCA
Messenger RNA from Carassius gibelio (silver crucian carp), 476 nucleotides. RefSeq lists its product as uncharacterized. The coding region runs from base 118 to 348 and encodes 76 amino acids. NCBI's taxonomy places the organism in Eukaryota, Metazoa, Chordata, Actinopteri, Cypriniformes, Cyprinidae. The transcript has 3 exons. The record is from RefSeq and is a predicted model, not a curated record.